Messenger RNA from Bipolaris victoriae FI3, 363 nucleotides. RefSeq lists its product as hypothetical. Lineage: Eukaryota; Fungi; Ascomycota; Dothideomycetes; Pleosporales; Pleosporaceae. The record is from RefSeq and is a predicted model, not a curated record. The transcript has a single exon. The annotation marks the transcript as partial.
AUCAGGGCUGCGCUACAAACUAUCAGUCAAGCGUCUACUGAAUCGCUCGUACCACACAUCUGGGAGCUAUGUGAAGCCAAUGCUGCUAUUGCAAAGGCUAUCUCAUCUCUUAGUCGAGAUUUUUGCGAAGAAAUUGGGCAACUCGAAACUCCAACUAGGGACUUAGCAACGCCAGAAGAUACUGACCUUGCAAGUUCUCAGGCUCAACCUCCAACCAUCUUGAGAGACAAUACAUGGCACGAUGUAUCCCAGGGAACGCUGCAGCAGUACAAGUCUCGACGUGCCCGACCAGAAAAUGCAAUUGUGAGGCUUGCACAGUACUGGAUUCAGAGGAGACUAGCAGGAACCAAUACACUCAAUGUU